Messenger RNA from Closterium sp. NIES-65, 1870 nucleotides. NCBI's taxonomy places the organism in Eukaryota, Viridiplantae, Streptophyta, Zygnematophyceae, Desmidiales, Closteriaceae. The record is from the annotation of a GenBank genome assembly.
AGCGGGCCACACCGCCACAGUGUACAACGAGCACUAUUUGACCAUCUUUGGGGGCGGCUCCCAUUCCAUGUGCUUCAACGACGUGCAUGUGCUUGACCUAGACGCGGUAAGAGGAGGCUUCAAGAGUGGCUCCCACUCCAUGUGCUUCAACGACGUGCAUGUGCUUGACCUAGACGCGGCGCAAUGGUCCCUAGCUGAGACCUACGGCAAGGUGCCCUCUCCCCGUGCUGGCCUCGUGGGUGUGGCGUUUGGCAGCCUCUGGUUCAUCAUGGGGCUCUCUCCCCUCAUCCCUCGCUCGUCUGCUUCCCGCCAGGCGGAAUGGUCCCUAGCUGAGACGUAUGGCAAGGCCGAGUGGUCCCUAGCUGAGACGUAUGGCAAGGUGCCUUCCCCUCGUGCUGGCCUCGUGGGAGUGGCGUUCGGCAGCCUGUGGUUCAUCAUGGGGGGAGGGGACAACCACGGGGGCGUGUCUGAGACAAUGCUGCUGGAUCUUGACUCGCUGGUGUGGUCUGUGGUUACCACAUCGCUGGAGAAGACACCGCUUGCCUCAGAAGGUCUGUCGGUGGUACCUGUGGGAACAUCGCUCGGUCCUGUGCUUGUAGCGUUCGGGGGCUAUAACGGGCGGUACAAUAACGAGGUUUUCCUGUUGCUCCCCGACACUGCGGCGCUGCUUAGAGCAGCAGAGGAGGAGGAGGAAGCUGCAGCGGCCGCUACAACCGCCGCCGCUACAACCGCUGCAACAACUGCUGCUGCUGCUGCUACAGAUAAUGCUGCUGCUGCUGCUACAGCCACUGCUCCUCAACCACCCCCCUCAGCAGCAUCUGAAAACAGCAAUUCUCAACCUGCUGAUUCCGUCACUGCAUCCUCAGCUCCGGCAGCAGGUUCGGUGGCAGGUUCGGCAGCAGGUUCGGCACCUCCUCCUUCCCUUCCCUCUGGCGCUGCUGCUGCUCUUGGCCCCACUCCUUCCGCACCUGCUGCUCUACCCCCUCCUCCCGCACCCACUACUGGAAUUCCCCCUGCUGCUAUGGCCGCUGGGGGCAAGCAGAUGGUCCGAGCAGGAUCGGCAUCCAAUAUCAUCGGUGCCGCCCCUCCAGGUGGAAUCCCAGGUGGAAUCUCAGGUGGAAUUCCAGGUGCUGCUGCUGUUCCUGUGCCUGGGCACGGGCCGCCGUUGCCAGCAGGAGCAGGGGCGGUGGUGGGGGUGGAGGAUGGAGGGGAGCUGUCCCCUACGUCGAGGGAUGCGGUGCUGCUUGCUCAGUUGGAGGAGGCAGAAGCAGCCGCAACCAGAGCAGAGAAGGUGGCACUCAAUGCGCGGGCUGAAGCAAGCCAAACUGCUGCAGAGGCACGGGCGGAUGCAUGGGCUGCCAUUGCUAAGGCGCAGAUGGAGGUGGAUCUGCUGAAGCAGCAGCUAGCAACUGCCAUCAAGGCGAAGCAGCAGGCGGAGGAUGAGAUGGCGGAGGGGCAGGCCAAGGUGGUGGCGGCCCAGGCUGCCUCCGCUAGCGCGCAGGCAGAGGCAGGGCAGAUCAGGAAGGACUUGAACGAUUGCAGAAUAAAGGUGCACGAGCUAGAGGCGGAGCUUGCAAAGAAGUCAGGGGCGGAUGGGGGAAUGGCGACGCUGCAAAAGGACUAUGCUGCUGUGAAGAACGCCCUGGCUGAUAUGGAACAGGAGCUGACGACAGCACGUACCACGCUAGCAGCCGAACAAGCACGGUGUUUCCGGCUGGAGGUGGAGGUGGCAGAGUAUCGGCAGCGGCUGGCCGGCAUGGCGGAUCUGGAGAGGGAGGUGGAGCUGCUGCAGAGGCAGCAGGCUGCUGCUGAUGCCAUGGCUGCUGCUGCUGCCGGCAAGGGCAAGGGCUGGUGGGGAGGGGGGAGGUGA